UCUCUUCUUGUAAACUGAAACAAAAAAAAAAAAAAUAAAAUGCAUUUAGUGAAGUGAAAUUUUUUAAAUGAAAUGUGGAAAGAGGUGCGACGACAUUGAGGAUUUAUGGGGAAAAGUGUUCGAUUUGUAAAUGAGAUGCCGAUUCAAAAUUUUGAGCUAGUGACGAACUGAAGAACUCAAGAAUGACGAAGAAGAGGCCUUAGCAUGUUCCCCUUUGGCUGUUGGAUAAUUUUUGCCCUAACAGUCGCCAUUUUCGAUAAUUUGGAAGCUGUUUCUGUGGUAAAACAUCAUCACGAUGAUGAGUACUUAUUGGAACACAGAGUCAUUUAUCAAGAUGCCAUUAAUAAGGCUCAUAAUCUCACUCUCUAUCCGGUUGGCAAGGACGGAAAAGGAGUCAUUCCUGGAUGUAAGGCUUGCACCUCCCAGGAGAUGAUGUACUGCAAGGAUGGAAGUGUCAUUGCCGAUCAUUGUUGCUGUGAUUUUAGUUACAAUGAAGCUUUUCCGUUCGUGGAACAUGAAUGUAGAGUAGGACCGGAAAUGUGUAAAGUACUGGCCAAAGAUUGUGCCGAAUAUACAAGACUUCGCGAAUGCUGUUGUCAUGCUCAUUUAGCUUCUUAUUGGAAAUAUUUAGCAGGAGAUUCAUCACGCAUGGAGAUAAAUUUUACAACGAUCUUGACCGUCCUCCUGAUGCUUAAAUUAUUUUCAUAAUUAUAGCUUUUUACACCAAAAAAAAAGAAAAAAACUGUACAGCGUCAUUUAUUUUAAUAAAUUAUUUUUUCAAUGCUAUAAA
Messenger RNA from Leptopilina heterotoma, 790 nucleotides. RefSeq lists its product as uncharacterized. The transcript has 6 exons. Bases 205 to 708 code for a protein of 167 amino acids. NCBI's taxonomy places the organism in Eukaryota, Metazoa, Arthropoda, Insecta, Hymenoptera, Figitidae. The record is from RefSeq and is a predicted model, not a curated record.